Messenger RNA from Jaminaea rosea, 2173 nucleotides. RefSeq names its product putative tryptophan synthase. The coding region runs from base 20 to 2173 and encodes 717 amino acids. Lineage: Eukaryota; Fungi; Basidiomycota; Exobasidiomycetes; Microstromatales. Gene Ontology annotation, cellular component: cytoplasm. The transcript has 3 exons. Gene Ontology annotation, biological process: L-tryptophan biosynthetic process. Gene Ontology annotation, molecular function: tryptophan synthase activity. The record is from RefSeq and is a predicted model, not a curated record.
CCACCAUCAUCUCACGACCAUGGCAGAGCAUAUCAAGGCCACGUUCAAGGCGAAAGCUGACAAGAACGAGGCGGCCUUUGUGGCUUUCGUAACCGCAGGCUUCCCUGCCAAGGAGGACACCGUCGACAUCCUCCUCGGUCUCGAGGCAGGGGGUGCAGACAUCAUUGAGCUCGGCGUGCCCUUCUCUGACCCGCAGGCAGAUGGUCCUGCCAUUCAGCGCAGCAAUGAAGUCGCACUGGCGCAGGGCGUCAAUUACAAAAUGUGCUUGGGAUACGUCAGCGAGGCAAGACGGCGCGGCCUCAAAGCGCCAGUCGUCUUCAUGGGAUACUACAACCCUCUUCUGGCUCAUGGAGAGCAGAAGGCUGUCACUGAUGCCAAGGAGGCGGGAGCAAAUGGUUUCAUCGUAGUAGACUUGCCGCCUGAGGAGGCAGAGGACUUCCGUGCUUGCUGCACAAAGGAGGGCAUGUCAUUCAUCCCCCUCAUUGCCCCGUCAACAACUCCUAAGCGCACUCAGCAUCUGGCCAAGCUCGCCGACUCGUUCAUCUACGUCGUCUCCAAGAUGGGCGUCACCGGCGUCUCCAACACCGUCAAUCAGUCCCUUCCCGAGAUGCUCAACCGCAUUCGCACGGUUAGCAACGCCUACCUUGCCGUCGGCUUUGGUGUCGCCACGCGCGAGCACUUCGUCGAAGUCGGCGAACACUCGGACGGAGUCGUCAUCGGCAGCAAGCUCGUCGCAGUCCUGCGUGAUGCACCAGGUUCUACUGCAGAGCGAGCCAAGGCGGGUGAGGAUUACUGCGCCUCAAUUACAGGAAAGAAGACCGGCGGCAUUCAGCGUUCUCAGCCGCUCCGCAUCAAGGACGCAAUUGACAUUCCAGACUCGAUCCCCACACCUAAGCUCGAUGGCGUAGUCAAUGGCGAUCGCCCUCCCAUUCCCGGCCUCGACCCAGUCCCCGACUCCAAGGGUGUGCUCCGCCCUCCUCGCUUCGGCAAGUUCGGAGGCCAAUACGUCCCGGAAGCCCUCUACGACUGUCACGCCGAGCUGGAGAAAGCCUACCUCGAUGCUCUGGCCGACCCCGCCUUCUGGAAAGAGUUUGAGUCCCACUACGAGUACAUCGGCCGCCCCUCCGAACUCUACUUCGCUGAGCGUCUCACCGAAUAUGCGGGCGGGGCCAAUAUUUGGCUCAAGCGCGAGGAUUUGAACCACACUGGCUCGCACAAGAUCAACAAUGCCAUUGGACAGGCUCUCCUCGCUAAGCGAUUGGGUAAGCCGAGGAUCAUCGCAGAGACCGGAGCGGGGCAGCACGGUGUUGCUACUGCUACGGCCUGCGCCAAAUUCGGCCUGGAGUGCGUCGUGUACAUGGGCGCAGAGGAUGUGCGCAGGCAAGCGCUCAACGUCUUCCGUAUGAAGAUGCUUGGCGCCAAGGUCGUCGCCGUCGAGAGCGGGUCGAAGACGCUCAAGGACGCCAUCAAUGAGGCAAAUCGCGACUGGGUCACCAACCUGUCCAACACGCACUACAUCGUAGGCUCGGCGAUUGGUCCCCAUCCGUUCCCCAGCAUCGUGCGCGAGUUUCAGCAAGUGAUCGGCGCAGAGACCAAGAAGCAGAUGCAGGAGAAGCGCGGCAAGCUGCCCGAGGCCGUAGUAGCCUGCGUGGGUGGUGGGUCGAACGCAAUCGGCAUGUUCCAUCCCUUUGUUGAGGACAAGUCCGUCCGCCUCAUCGGCGUUGAAGCGGGCGGAGACGGGGUAGACACCAACCGCCACUCUGCGACGCUGAGCAAGGGCACUCCGGGCGUCCUGCAUGGCGUUAAGACGUACCUUCUUCAGGCACCAGACGGGCAAAUCACCGAAACCCACUCCAUCUCUGCUGGGCUGGACUACCCUGGUGUUGGACCAGAGCACGCCUUCCUCAAAGACUCCGGCCGCGCAGAGUACACGGUCGCCACCGACGAGGAUGCGCUGCGUGCUUUCAGGCUGGUGUGUGAGAAGGAGGGCAUUGUGCUUGCGCUCGAGACGAGCCAUAUGGCUUUCGCGCUUGUCAAUGAGGCGAGGAAGAUGCCCAAGGGCACGGAUAUUGUCGGGUGCGCGUCAGGCAGGGGAGACAAGGAUGUUGAGCAGAUCUGCGCAGCGCUCAAGGAGAAGGGGUGGAGCGACAAGUUGGACUGGCACAUUGCGUGA